Molecule: messenger RNA, 1635 nt
Organism: Aspergillus oryzae RIB40
Lineage: Eukaryota; Fungi; Ascomycota; Eurotiomycetes; Eurotiales; Aspergillaceae
Product: putative GTP binding protein
Exons: 3
Coding region: 1-1635 (544 amino acids)
Cellular component (GO): nucleolus
Molecular function (GO): GTP binding
Source: RefSeq, a predicted model, not a curated record
AUGGUCAAGCUAGGCAAAAACUCGAAGCGGACGCCCGUCCGGUUACGGCACAAGAUCGAGAAGGCCUCUGCAGCCAAGCAACGGAAGCAGAGAAAGCUUGCCAAGAAGAAUCCCGAAUGGCGCUCAAAGAUCAAGAAGGAUCCGGGUAUUCCUAAUUUGUUCCCACACAAGGCUCAGCUUCUCCAUGAGAUGGAGGAGAGGAAGCGAUUGAAGGCCGAGGAACAGGAGCGCAUCCGUGAUGAGGCGCGCGCUCGCAAGAAGGCACAGAAGGAGUCGCAACAGCAAGGAGACGACGCCGAGGACGUGAUGGAAAAUGAUAUUGAUCUGGAGGGUGACUCCGACGAUGAAGAUAUGGAUGAGGAUGUUGAUGAAUCGUCGAACCCCAUGGCUGCGCUACUUGCCUCUGCGCGCGCGAGAGCGGCAGAGUAUGAAGAUCAACAUGAGAGCGAUGAUGACGAUGAGAUGGACGAGGAUGAGGAUGAGGAUAUGGACGGCAUGGAUGAGGAUGAGGAAGAGGGCGGUGCUGCGCUGGGCGAUUCCGCUCCCCAGCUUGUUUCACAGACUCACAGCAAGGAGAGCUCUCGGCGACAAUUCGAUAAGGUGUUCAAGCAGGUUGUUGACGCUGCGGAUGUUGUGCUGUAUGUGCUUGAUGCUCGCGAUCCGGAGGGCACCCGGUCCAAGGAUGUGGAGCGUGAGAUUAUGGCGGCGGCUGGUGGAAACAAGAGAAUGAUCCUCAUCCUCAACAAGAUCGAUCUUAUCCCUCCGCCGGUGCUGAAGAACUGGCUGGUCCACUUGCGCCGAUACUUCCCCACCCUGCCCUUGAAGGCUUCUAAUGGCACCGCCAACGCUCACAGCUUCGACCACAAGCAGUUGACCGUCAAGGGUACAUCAGAGACGCUUUUCAAGGCUCUCAAGUCCUACGCGCACAGCAAGAACCUGAAGCGGUCCAUCUCCGUCGGUGUGAUCGGUUACCCCAACGUCGGAAAGUCCUCUGUCAUCAAUGCCCUCACUGCCCGUCUCAACAAGGGCUCCAGCAACGCAUGCCCCACCGGUGCCGAGGCCGGUGUCACCACUAACCUGCGGGAGGUGAAGCUGGACAACAAGCUUAAGCUGAUCGACUCCCCCGGUAUCGUGUUCCCUAAUGCUGAGAAGAAGAAGUCCAAGAAGAAGCAGGUGGAGGAGCGUGCGCGCCUCGUCCUCCUGAACGCCAUCCCCCCGAAACAGAUCGAGGACCCGGUCCCGGCCGUGUCCCUGCUCCUCAAGCGUCUGUCCACUUCCGAGGACCUCAAGUCGAAGCUGUUGCAACUAUAUGGCAUCCCCGCUCUUUUCAACGCUGGCGACCAGACUCACGACUUCCUGAUUCACGUUGCCCGCAAACGCGGUCGUCUGGGUAAGCACGGUGUGCCCAACAUCGAGGCCGCAGCCAUGACCGUGAUCAAUGACUGGAGGGACGGACGGAUCCAAGGAUGGGUCGAUGCUCCUGUGCUGCCAGUUGUCGCCGCGACCGAUGAUGCUUCGGCUCCUGCAGCCGCUGCGUCGGGCGUGGAUACGAAGCAGGUUGUCACUGAAUGGGCCAAGGAGUUCAAGAUUGAGGGUCUGUGGGGUGAUGGCGCUGAUGCGGAGAUGGCGGAAUAA